Anisakis simplex (herring worm) is the source of this 360-nucleotide messenger RNA. NCBI's taxonomy places the organism in Eukaryota, Metazoa, Nematoda, Chromadorea, Rhabditida, Anisakidae. The record is from the annotation of a GenBank genome assembly.
AUGCGCAAUCCAGCAGCUUUCCUCAGCAUCAUCACACUGAUCAUGUUGGGUCAUUCACCUUUCAAGAGCCGAUCUAAUGAUAGUGUUGUAAUGGCAAUUCCACUCGAAUAUGCCUCCUCAACAAGAGAGUAUUUCAAUGAAAUACCGCAGAAUAACUCCAUCUCAAUAGAGACAACCAUUCUGGUGGAUAUUUUACCAGUGGAAUAUUCAGCGCUCAACAAUACUAAACGUCGCACUGUCCACACGUGUCAAGAGAAAGCAACACUAAAAAGAAAUGCCAAACCACCGGCAGGACUCGAACCCUCCACCUCGCCUCCAGCCCAUCCACCAGAAGAUGGAGGCUCUAACCGACUGAGCUAA